CCUCGAAAGCGACCCCCUUGCCGUGCCACUUAAUGACAUUUGAGGCGUUUGGAGCAGCGAUGAUCAAACCAGCUCUUCUAUCACUCGGAUGCCUGUUUCUGCUGUUCAGUCUGUCUCCGUGUGAAGGUCAGUCUCAGCUGAUUGGUCCUCCUCAGCCAAUAGUGGCGAUGGUUGGUGAUGACAUCAUCUUGCCAAGCCACCUGGACCCUGCUGUGGAUGUUGCGGCCACAACAGUGGAGUGGACAAGACCCGCCCUGAAGCCCAGAUUUGUCCAUGUGUGGCAUAAUGGUCUAGAGCUUCUGAUUCAGCAAGAUCCAUCCUACAAGGGCAGAACGUCUCUGUCCCUGGGCAAACUGAAGAAUGGAGACGCUUCACUGAAACUCUCUGAGGUGAAAAUCUCUGAUGAAGGAAAAUACAGAUGCUUCAUCCCUUCACUGGGCAGUGAAUCUAUAGUUGAGCUUGUUGUUGGUGCUGCCUCCUCUCCUCAAACUAUCAAUGUGAGCAAAAGCAGCAGUGGAGUGGUUUUAGAGUGUGAAAGUGACGGCUGGUACCCAGAGCCUGAGCUGUUUUGGCUGGACGCUGAGGGAAAGCUCCUCUCUGCUGGAGCUCCAGAGACAGUCAGAGGUCCUGAUGGCCUCUAUACUGUCAGCAGCAGAGUGACUGUGGAGAAGAGCCACAGCAACAGCUUCACCUGCAGGGUUCAGCAGAGCAAAAUACAGCAAACCAGGGAGACACAGAUUCAUGUACCAGAUUAUUUCUUCGUGGAUAUAUAUGACCGUUCUGCUCUCUACGUCGCCAUUGUCUUUGCUGUCCUCUUUGUCUUCAUGAAUUGA
This is a messenger RNA of Myripristis murdjan (pinecone soldierfish), 833 nucleotides long. RefSeq names its product butyrophilin subfamily 3 member A2-like. Gene Ontology annotation, biological process: T cell receptor signaling pathway; regulation of cytokine production. The transcript has 6 exons. Gene Ontology annotation, cellular component: external side of plasma membrane. NCBI's taxonomy places the organism in Eukaryota, Metazoa, Chordata, Actinopteri, Holocentriformes, Holocentridae. The record is from RefSeq and is a predicted model, not a curated record. The coding region runs from base 33 to 833 and encodes 266 amino acids. Gene Ontology annotation, molecular function: signaling receptor binding.